GCUCAUGUGAAGCUCCCGGUGAUUGAUGAUGACCAGGAAGUGUACCUCCUAUUGCUAGAUGACGAGGCUGAAUCAUAUCCGGGUCCUUCAGGUGAUUGGAACUUCCUGACCUGCGCCGAGCGGCGAAAACGAGCGAAAAACAGUUGGCUAAUCCCGGGAGGACAUCUGAGGAUAAGGACACUUGUGAGGGAAAAGAUCCGCCCUCGUUGGUGGUUCGUGGCCCUGGCAGAGUGCUCGGGACAAGGGUUGAGGAAUGUGCAGUACGAGGUACACGCCCAAAACAUCUUGUACGGCUGGGCAUCUGAGUUCUCCACCGACAGGCGUUAUGCAUUGCAUGCAUUCGUGGCCUGUUGCGUUGUUUUCGCGGCUUUCAUGAUGGUGCAAACACGCGCGAACGUGAUCCUGGCAUCUCGACAACAUGACGACAGUGCGAGGAGCAAGGCCGCUCACCCUUUCGCUCGCAUUCUCUUGAGUGGGAUAUGCGUGGAGCUGGUGGCUUGUUUUUUCGAAGUUCUUCAUUUAAUGCUGUUUGCAAGCAAUGGGCGGCUGGAAUUAAGCUUGUAG
This is a messenger RNA of Symbiodinium necroappetens, 564 nucleotides long. NCBI's taxonomy places the organism in Eukaryota, Dinophyceae, Suessiales, Symbiodiniaceae. The record is from the annotation of a GenBank genome assembly.